This is a messenger RNA of Ostertagia ostertagi, 1245 nucleotides long. The record is from the annotation of a GenBank genome assembly. NCBI's taxonomy places the organism in Eukaryota, Metazoa, Nematoda, Chromadorea, Rhabditida, Trichostrongylidae.
AUGACGCAAGCGUCAUCGGAUUUCCGAACGUGUCGGGAAGAGUUUCGUUGUAACGACGAUGGAUUCUUUACGUUCACUUCCACUGAGCAGAAGCGUGUAGAAGACUUGGUGGAAGAUCAGGUAAAAGGGAUACGGGAACACAGACCAAGGCGAUGUCCCUGCUCCAGUGCUACACAGAAGCCUCCACGUCGAUUAUCUAACGAAAGCUUUGAGGGAGGUUUGGAUGCAAGCCGUUCAUGGAUGUGCUACUGGGGACUGCACAGCUUGAAUAUACUUGGCGUAUCUUUGCCGCAUAAUCAGAAGGCCGAGAUUCUUGCAUUUCUGAAAACUUGCCAGCAUCCUGAUGGAGGCUUUGGAGGUGGACCUGGUCAGUAUGCUCAUCUAGCUCCGACGUAUGCAAGUGUUAUGGCCUUGGCUUCACUUCAAACUGAAGACGCCCUUGCGGCUAUCAAUUUAGAUUCGUUAUCGCGUUUUCUUCAUCGGAUGAAGCAGCCUGACGGGUCAUUUACAAUGCACGACGGUGGUGAAGCUGACAUCCGGGGCACAUACUGUGCUCUUGCUGUUGCUGCCCUUUGUGGUAUCAUGACAGACAAAUUGAAAGACGGUGCAGCAGAAUGGGUCAUAAAGUGUCAAACUUAUGAAGGAGGCUUUGGUGGUGAGCCGUUCACUGAAGCUCAUGGCGGCUAUGCUUUUUGCGGGGUAGCUAGUCUUGUAAUUCUUGAUAGGUAUCGUUUGGCCGAUUCGGAAUUAUUGCUGCAAUGGCUUUCCAAAAGACAGAUGCCAUUUGAAGGAGGUUUUCAAGUACGUCGAAGAAAUCUCAGUUCAUUCUCACAAGGCGUGUCGGACAUUUGUUUGUUUCAGGGCCGUACAAACAAACUGGUAGAUGGUUGCUACAGUUUCUGGCAGGCUGCGAACUUCCCUCUUAUUGACGGAGAGAUGGCUAGGGAGGGGCGUCUUCCUACUGAAGGUCUCUUCGAUGCUAGGAUGUUGGAAGAAUACAUACUUUUAUGCUGCCAAGAUGAAGCCGGUGGUUUCCGCGAUAAGCCCGACAAGUCACGAGAUCUCUAUCACACUUGCUAUGUUCUCAGCGGUCUGGCGGUAGCGCAAGCUUACUCGGCCACCCGCGAACCCGAUGGGAUACUUGGAGGAGCCCAAAACAGUGUGGUACCCAUCAACCCAGUUUUCAACCUCACCACUCUAAGCGAGCAAUUUGCCAUAAGUUUCUUUGGAAGAGGUGGCCGCUGA